Molecule: messenger RNA, 709 nt
Organism: Trematosphaeria pertusa
Lineage: Eukaryota; Fungi; Ascomycota; Dothideomycetes; Pleosporales; Trematosphaeriaceae
Exons: 3
Coding region: 62-505 (147 amino acids)
Source: RefSeq, a predicted model, not a curated record
CAUCAUCAUCCAACGAGCCACACCUGCCGGCUCUCAUCUCGAUCUCGGCACACCCAUCACCAUGUCUCGCUUCACCUUCUACAAAGGCCUCGCGGACUCCCUCGUUGGCGUCAUCCUCCUCGCAAAACCCGAGCUCAUCUACGACAGCGCGGUCGCCAGAUGGCUGCACGGCAUCUCCGGUCUCCGACUCCCGAAUCCGUAUCCCGACUCGCUGGAUACCGUUUCCGCACAGCAUGCUGUUGCGAUUAUGGUUAUCGCUGUAGGUGUAGGGCAUAUGCGUGCUGCGAGUGAGCGGAAAGCACUGCCGCCUAUUGUGUUGAUGAAUGUGCUGUGGUCGGCAUUCGCGUUGGGGACGGUGGUUCUGAAGCCUCAUCGAGCAACAAGCGCGUUGCUUAUGACGGGCAUUAAUCAUGCUGUAUUUGCUAGUACGAUGCUUUUGACGAGUGGGAUGAGCUUCGUGGAGAUGCUGGGUCUGCAAAGCGGGGAAAGGGCGAAGAUGGAGUGAUGUGCUCGAGAGUUCGAAGCUUGCGGUUGGAUGGGACGUUGAAUAUCGGAGUAGGAGCCCAAAAAAGUCAUCGAUAUCAUGACUGAGAAGAGAAAAUGCCAGAGGCUUGUCCUUAUGGUUUCCUUCCUUGAGCGAGAGCGGAAGUUCCAGGAGCAUAGCUUCACCCCACGCACACUAUCAAAUGGAGCGCACCCGUUCUCGGAC